CUCUCUCUUCCAAACCCUUCUUCUGCUUCAAUCCCACACCUGCUUUCCGCAUUCUCUCCAAUUCGAGUGCCCUAGAUUCACCUCUCCCCUAAAGUUCGGUUUAUUGAAGAUGGACCCAGCUUUCGAGGAUGAGGGCCAAGGCGGUGAGACAGUCACAAUCGAAGAGUAUCUUAAGGAUGUUGAGGAGCAGGAACUGGAUGCUGAUUUGGUUUUGGGGGGUGAUGAAGGCAAGGAGUGUACCUAUAAUAAUGGGUAUAUGAAGAGGCAAGCAAUUUUCUCAUGCUUGACUUGCACACCAGAUGGUAAUGCUGGAGUUUGCACAGCUUGCAGCUUGUCCUGUCAUGAUGGCCAUGAGAUUGUGGAACUAUGGACCAAGAGAAACUUCAGAUGUGAUUGUGGAAAUUCAAAAUUUGGAGAGUUCUACUGCAAGAUUUUCCCAAGUAAAGAUAUUGAAAAUGUUGAGAACUCGUACAAUCAUAACUUCAAGGGUUCCUACUGUACCUGUGGCCGCCCUUAUCCUGAUCCAGACGUGGAAGAACAAGUAGAGAUGAUGCAGUGCUGCUUCUGUGAGGACUGGUUCCAUGAGGAACAUAUCGGUCUUGAUUCUUCUGAUGAGCUUCCAAGGGACGGAGAAGGUGAACCUCUAUAUGAGGAUUUUAUAUGUGCAGCAUGCUCAAAAGUUUGCUCUUUUUUAAGACUAUAUACUCGAAUCAUCUUGGAAGCAAGGAGCCAAAAGAAUGCUGCUGUUAAGACUGGAAAAGAUAAAGAAGUUAUAGCAGAUGAAGUCCCUUUAGCCUGUGGAUCUGGAAAGCUAGAAAGUAUAUCUCAGAGUUUGACUACCAACACUGAAUCUGUGACUGGAGGGGAAGUUUCAGUUCUUGGAGAAAAUUCUGGGAAGAAAAUAUGUUCAGGGCAAUGCAGCGCAGAUGCUGAUGCACAUGCUACUUGUGUUAUUGGAGUUGAUCUGGCAGUUGCUUCCCCAGCUUCGGAGAGCAAGCCAAUGUUUCUUUCAAAAAACUGGCGGAGUGCUCUCUGCAGGUGUGAAAAAUGCAGUGAAUAUUAUAAAAAGAAGCAUAUUAGUUUUAUAAUUGACAAGGAGGAUUCAAUCAUUGAGUAUGAGAAAAUGGCAAAGCGGAAGAGAGAAGAGAAGUUGCAGCAACGUGACGGGGCAGAGUUAAGUAUGCUGGAUAACCUUGGCCAUGUAGAGAAAAUUGAGAUUCUGAAUGGCAUUGCAGAUAUCAAAGAUGAGCUUUAUUCCUUCCUGGGAUCAUUUGAUUCAUCGAAGGCAAUCACAUCUGCUGAUGUCCACCAGAUUUUUGAGAAUCUAAAGAAACGCAGGCGUGUAGAGUGAGUUAUUCCUGGAUCUUUGCUGCAGUUGCAUGCAUGUAAUAAUAUUAACCUCUGAUUCUGCUUUUGGAGUUGAGCCAGGUUUCAGUAACAUUAUAAAAGGCCUUUGCAUAUUAUGGGCUUUUUUAAGUUAGAAUGCUCUACUAGUAUCUAUGUCAUUUCUUUGAAGACUUAUGUCCUAAGUCAAACACAUUAAUUUGAAUUUCCUCUAAAUAUCUUUAUGACAUGAAAUC
Messenger RNA from Fragaria vesca subsp. vesca, 1580 nucleotides. Its product is annotated as putative E3 ubiquitin-protein ligase UBR7-like. The transcript is spliced from 6 exons. Bases 110 to 1351 code for a protein of 413 amino acids. NCBI's taxonomy places the organism in Eukaryota, Viridiplantae, Streptophyta, Magnoliopsida, Rosales, Rosaceae. Gene Ontology annotation, molecular function: ubiquitin protein ligase activity; zinc ion binding. Gene Ontology annotation, cellular component: cytoplasm. The record is from RefSeq and is a predicted model, not a curated record.